Messenger RNA from Onychostruthus taczanowskii (white-rumped snowfinch), 1134 nucleotides. Its product is annotated as C-C chemokine receptor type 8-like. The transcript is spliced from 2 exons. Gene Ontology annotation, molecular function: chemokine receptor activity. Gene Ontology annotation, biological process: G protein-coupled receptor signaling pathway; immune response; chemotaxis. The coding region runs from base 1 to 1134 and encodes 377 amino acids. The record is from RefSeq and is a predicted model, not a curated record. Lineage: Eukaryota; Metazoa; Chordata; Aves; Passeriformes; Passeridae. Gene Ontology annotation, cellular component: membrane.
AUGGAGCAGAAUUUGACAGACCUGCUGGGCAGCGGUGGCUCUGAGGACACAUUGAUGGGUUACACCUCACCAAUACCUAACUCCUCUGCAGCCUAUGAAUAUGCCUUCUACUACUCAGAACUAUACAUCAUCUGUCAUCCUGAAGGUAUUCCAGCAUUUGCAUCUACCUUAUUUCCAGUGCUGUACUCCGUACUGUUUGUGGCAGGCCUCAUGGGAAAUGCUUUGGUUGUUUGGAUUCUGACAGUCUCCAUGAAAAUCAAGACCAUGAGUGACGUGUAUCUGCUGAAUCUGACUGUCUCUGACCUCCUCUUGGUGUUCUCCCUGCCCUUCUUGGUUCAGUACUCCAUUGUGAGCCAGUGGACUUUUGGAAACGCACUGUGUAAAAUCAUCAGCUCAGUUUACUUCAUUGGUUUCUACAGCAAUGUCUUCUUCAUAACCAUCAUGAGCAUUGACAGGUACUUGGCCAUAGUCCACUCCCUCCAUGUCCAAGGGAUUCGGACAACUGCCAUUGGGUUUAUCACCAGUCUGGUCGUUUGGGCAGUUGCCAUUUUAGCAUCAAUGCCAGACUUACUUUUUUUCCAGGAAGUGAAUGACAAUAACCAGAUUAAGUGCCUUCCUCACUAUCCUGAUGAUAACAAUGGCUGGAAGACUUUCAGUAAUUUUGAAGUCAACAUCCUAGGGUGGCUAAUCCCUGUUGUUGUCCUCGUUUUCUGCUAUCAUAGCAUCUUGAAAAACCUGCAGAGGUGCCAUACCAAGAACAAGUACAAAGCAAUAAAAGUGGUUUUUAUUGUUGUCAUUGUGUUCUUUCUCUCCUGGACCCCUGUCAACAUUGUGCUGUUUUUGGACUCUCUGAGGAACAUGUCCAUCAUCAAUGACUGCCACACAAGCCAAAGGCUAGACCUAGCCGUGGAGCUGACUGAGGCACUCUCCUUUGUCCACUGCUGCCUCAACCCAGUCAUCUAUGCUUUUGUGGGUGAAAAGUUCAAGAAGCAUCUAUGUGACACUUUCAAAAAAUUUCCAUGUUUGCUGUGGAACUGCAAAGGCUACGGGGCUUUCAGUGGGCGCAGCCUGGACAAGCACUCCUCUCUGCACACAAAGUCCUCACAGCUGUCUUCUGUUGGCACUGUCUUGUAG